CAAAACUAUUCAGAUCAAUAUAAUUGAUGAUGAAGAAUAUGAGAAAAACAAGAACUUCUUCCUAGAGAUGGGAGAGCCUCAGCUGCUGGAGAUGAGUGAGAGCUCUCUCUGUCUCUCAGAUGAGGGGGGUGAGGAGGUUUUGACCAAAAGGGAGGAGGAGGAGAGGAGGAUAGCAGAGAUGGGUCGGCCAAUGCUGGGAGAGCACAUCAAAAUGGAGGUGGUCAUAGAGGAGUCGUACGAGUUCAAGAGCACCGUGGAUAAACUCCUUAAGAAGACCAACCUGGCCCUGGUGAUCGGGACUAACAGCUGGAGAGAGCAGUUUGUGGAGGCCAUCACAGUCAGCUCUGGUGAUGAUGACGAUGAUGAAUGUGGCGAGGAGAAGCUGCCCUCCUGUUUUGACUACGUCAUGCACUUCCUCACCGUCUUCUGGAAGCUUCUGUUUGCCUUAGUUCCUCCCACAGACUAUUUGAACGGCUGGGCCUGCUUCGUCGUGUCCAUCUCCGUCAUCGGAAUUCUGACGGCAUUCAUCGGUGACCUGGCGUCGCAUUUCGGCUGCACCGUCGGCCUAAAAGACUCCGUCACCGCUGUGGUGUUCGUAGCUUUGGGCACAUCUGUACCAGACACCUUUGCCAGUAAGGUGGCAGCUAUCCAGGACCAAUACGCCGACGCCUCAAUCGGCAACGUGACAGGAAGUAACGCUGUCAAUGUCUUCCUGGGUAUUGGCGUGGCCUGGUCCAUCGCUGCUGUCUACCACUACUCCAAGGGCCAGGAGUUCAAGGUUGACCCGGGCACGCUCGCUUUCUCCGUCACACUCUUCACCAUCUUUGCCUUCAUCUGCAUCGGCGUCCUCAUCUACCGCCGCCGGCCCGAGAUCGGCGGGGAGCUCGGUGGACCCAGAAUCCCCAAGAUCCUUACCACCUGCCUGUUCUUCAGCCUGUGGUUAUUGUACAUUGUCUUCUCCUCGUUAGAGGCCUACUGCCACGUAAAAGGAUUCUGA
Messenger RNA from Anoplopoma fimbria (sablefish), 997 nucleotides. RefSeq names its product sodium/calcium exchanger 1-like. The annotation marks the transcript as partial. The record is from RefSeq and is a predicted model, not a curated record. The transcript is spliced from 5 exons. Lineage: Eukaryota; Metazoa; Chordata; Actinopteri; Perciformes; Anoplopomatidae. Gene Ontology annotation, molecular function: calcium:sodium antiporter activity. Gene Ontology annotation, biological process: calcium ion import across plasma membrane; sodium ion transmembrane transport. Gene Ontology annotation, cellular component: sarcolemma; axon; postsynapse.